Owenia fusiformis is the source of this 2365-nucleotide messenger RNA. The record is from the annotation of a GenBank genome assembly. Lineage: Eukaryota; Metazoa; Annelida; Polychaeta; Sabellida; Oweniidae.
AAUGGCAGCCUCCGCAAAUUACUGGUAUAUUGCUAUCCAAUAUAUUGCCAAGAUGAUGGUAAUUACCUACGUAGCGUUUGUGGUUCUGGGAGUGCUGUGUAUUGGGCUCCAGUAUUGGGCUAUAAAAUCUCGCAAAGACCCACCAAUCGGAAACAACCCGACAUUCUUGAAAUUUCAACGUGGAUAUUUUGCAGCAUAUUUUCUUGCUGUUGUAGCAGACUGGCUUCAAGGACCUUAUCUCUACCGACUUUACAGCUAUUAUAACUUCAUGGAAGACCAGAUUGCUGUGCUUUAUGUUUGUGGAUUUGCAUCAACUGUUAUUUUAGGCACGUGGGCGCCUAUUGCUGCAGAUCGCUUUGGGAGAAAGAAGCUUUGUUUCAUGUUCACCAUAGUAUACUCACUUGCCUGUUUCUUCAAACUUUCCCGAAACUAUGGAGUUCUCAUAAUGGGACGUAUUUUAGGAGGAGUAGCUACAUCGUUACUGUUUUCUUCUUUUGAAGCCUGGUAUGUUCACGAACACAUAGAAACACACGAUUUUCCCAAAGAAUGGAUUCCUGUUACAUUCGCUAAAGCUGGAGUGUGGAAUGGAAUUUUAGCCAUAGUAGCUGGUGUUGUGGCUAAUUUUCUUGCAGAGUGGUGUGGUUUAGGUCCAGUUGCACCAUUUAUGUUGUCGAUUCCUUGUCUAAUUAUAUCUGGCAUUAUUGUGAUGACACAAUGGCAAGAAAACUAUGGGACCCAAUCAGUGACUCUUGUUAAGUCAUGUGGAACUGGCUUGAGAACAGUGUUCAGCGAACUGAGGAUAUUCAUGAUUGGAGUGAUUGCGUCAUUAUUUGAAAGUGUUAUGUACAUUGUUAUUUUCAUAUGGACACCUGUCCUCAUUAAAGGAGGCCCAUCUCUUGGAAUCACGUUCUCAAGUUUCAUGGUGUGUAUUAUGAUUGGCUCUGCUGCCAAUCAAAUUUUAGUGACAGAAAAAGUGCAAUCGUACAAUUUACUAUUAGUGUCAGUGGGAAUGGCCCUCCUUGCGAACAUCAUCUGUAUUCCUACGACCAAUCCAGAUGAUCCAAAUAGAAACCUGUCAUUCUUAGCUUUACUCAUUUAUCAAAUAUCUGUCGGGAUAUAUUUUCCUUCCAUGGGAUUUUUGCGAAUAAAGAUCAUUCCAGAUGCCCACCGAACAAGUGUCAUGAAUUGGUUCCGGGUGCCAUUGAACAUUAUUGCAUGCUUUGUGCUCAUGUUAUUGCAUAAUAGUAGCUUUAGACAUGGGAACUAUUUGAUAUUUAUUAUUACAUCUGGAUUAUUAACAUUUGCCUUACUGUUGUCAUGGCAAUUUGUUUCUAUGGUGAAAACUGACAGUGAUCUGCAAAAUGGGAGCACAAGUGAAAAUGACUCUUCAGUAUCCUCAGCAUAGGUUAAUAGGAUUGUGUAUAAUGUAUUAUGGUGCUAGGGCUCUAGAACAAAAGUGUAUUUCCCUGAUGUUUUUGUAAUAAGGUUUUGGUAUUUAUAAAAUCCAAAAGUCAAAAAAAAAUUCUUAAAAAAUCCGAUGUGAAUCAUUUUUGAAGUCAUAUAAUAAAGGGGUGUAUUGUCUGAAAAUUUGGUACAUUUAUGCUAUAUUUGUCAUAUACUGCAAUAUCUUCAUCCCAUAGGAUAUAUGCCACAGUUACCAUAGUUACAUGUAAAAUAUACAACGUAGGGAAGGACUAUUUAUUAAUAGGCACAUGUAUUAUAUUUAUUUUUGUAUUCUGUGAUGAGAGUCAUGACGUCCAAGACUAUAAUAGGGAUGGAAAUAUAUCAUCAAGGGCUGUGUCCAAAUAUAAGUCAGUCAUUGAAAAAUACAGCAACUAUUAUCAGAUUAUGUUUGAUAGAGUAUGGAAAUGUUGUAAAAUAUUGAACAAAUUCUUAAUUCCAUUAAUCAACACAAAAUCAUCAUUUCAUGGGAUGAGAGCGUCGAAGUAAAUGUUUUGAAACAUCUGAUGAUAGUUGGACAUAGCCUCUAAUUUAAAAGAAUAAAUGUAAAUAGAUGUCACUCUUGCAUAUUUUGCUCUUGGAUUGAGUUAAAAUUAUAUUCUGUGGUACUGGUAUGUACUAACUAUAAAUGACAUGAAUAAAUAAAGUAAUAAAAGAUAAUCCUUUACUAAUGUUCUCUUGAUGAAAUAUUAUAUCUGACAAGAGUUCUUUUUGCACAAAACUGAAGGGCUUCAGUUCAAACCAAAUCUGCAGAUUCCCAAUAACUGGAUUUUUUCCGAACAGGUAUUAGAAUUAAUAUAGUCAUCCAAGAUAAACAGAUGAUUUAUUUAAAUAAUGACAAGAACCACGAGACAAAAGAAGUCUCUGCCUCAAACAUCAAAUUCUAUGUUCGAGAACAUAUCAA